AGAAGCACAUUUUCCCUGUUACCUUUUCUGCAGGGUGGCUCAUCUCCCUCCUAGAAGAGUUUGCUAUCCACCAAGGGAAGGUCAGGAUUCUCCUUCCCUGAAGGGAUAUGGUCCUUCAUAUCCUUCUUAGGAGGCUAAGCCCAGACUCCUGACCUUUGAAAGUGAAUGACAUUUUUAUGACUUCUUCAAAGGUCCAGGGCUCUUAAGGGGGGGAAAUAAUAAUAAUUUCUUUACAGGAUGGACAAAACUCCAUUUCCUCUUAUCCUAUUAUGCUCGACACUGGAGUUCUAAGGACUUUUGGAGGCCCCCAGCUGGAGCCUCGGCCGCCGCCGCGGCACGUUCCGACGCCUCCGCCGGAUGUUCAGGGCCCUCGCCAACCCUUCCCUCCGAGAGCGCUGGCUCCCCGCCAUGCCCCCGGGAUGCCAUCAAAGGCCGCACCACUCCAGCUGCCACCUCCUUCCCGGCUCCCUGGGGGACUCUCUUCAAGUCCCAUCCCCACCUAGGGUCUUGUCCCAGGGCGUUUGGGGCUCCCCCGGGCAGACGGCCCGCCCUUCCCCGGCUUCUCCAAACCAGGGCUCUGCCUGGGGACCACCUCGUGGCCGGCCUGGCCUCAUUGUAGUUAUCCAGGCCUGCCAAGAGCGCCGUGCAAACCUAAGGGCUGUUGUUAACCCCUUCUGGACUGUAAGCCUUGGGAGGGCAGGGGUCUGUCCAAACUUUGUACAGCCCUUUGCCUCAGUUAUGUUAUUCUGUGAUCUGAUUGACUUUCCCCUAAAUAUGGGUACACGGUUUGCCAUUUGGCUGUUUAUACGUUUACUAAUGAUAAUAUAUUGUUUCAUUAGCCACAAGGCGGUGCAGUGGCACGAACUGGGUUCGAGUUAUCUCCUCAGACACUAAGAGUAUGACCCUAAAUCCCUUAACCUCUCUGGCUUAGGCCAUCUUUCUCAUGUAGAUGUCAUAAGAUAUAUUAUUUAUAGUGUAUAAACAUGUAGUUUAUAUAAACAUAAUAAAAUGUAUAUGUUACAUAUAACAUGCAUAACUUAUAUACAAGUGUGUUAUAGGCUAUAUCUGCAUGUGGUGAUAUGUUUUAUGCAUGUAACACAUUUAUAUGUAUUUAUAAUACACAAACAUGCAUUAUUAAAUGUUAUGGGUCUAGCUAGUGUACCCCAUUCUCUGGGGUACAUCAAAGAACCUCCUUAAGAAACUAAACCAAAGGACAGACACACCUAAAGAGAUAAGUGGCACCAGAUCAGGACUGA
Messenger RNA from Dromiciops gliroides (monito del monte), 1256 nucleotides. RefSeq names its product vegetative cell wall protein gp1-like. The record is from RefSeq and is a predicted model, not a curated record. NCBI's taxonomy places the organism in Eukaryota, Metazoa, Chordata, Mammalia, Microbiotheria, Microbiotheriidae. The transcript is spliced from 2 exons. Bases 270 to 503 code for a protein of 77 amino acids.